Messenger RNA from Molossus molossus (Pallas's mastiff bat), 3346 nucleotides. RefSeq names its product PPARGC1 and ESRR induced regulator, muscle 1 (gene PERM1). The record is from RefSeq and is a predicted model, not a curated record. Gene Ontology annotation, cellular component: nucleus; cytoplasm. Gene Ontology annotation, biological process: regulation of DNA-templated transcription; response to muscle activity. NCBI's taxonomy places the organism in Eukaryota, Metazoa, Chordata, Mammalia, Chiroptera, Molossidae. Bases 1028 to 3328 code for a protein of 766 amino acids. The transcript has 4 exons.
UGAUGGCUGGCAGGAGACAUGUGACCCUGGGAUGGGUAUUUUUGGCUGUGGGGGUGGGGCCUGCAUGGCGGGCGGCACCAUGCCGCUCUUGGACCCGCCGCUUGGACCAGCAGCCCCUCAUUCCCUCCCUCAGGGGCAAUCCCUAAGGGGUCCGGGAGGUGGAGGCCCCCGCAGGGAUCCUCCUCAGGGCUCGAGAGGAGGGUGAAGCUCAGUGAGCGAGGAAGCCACAGUGCCCUGGGGCCCAGGCACCCCCAUCCCAGGACUGGACCAGCAGGAGCCGAAGGGCAGCCCCACCACAGGGGCUCGAGAGGUUAGAGGCUCCCCAGCUGGGGUUGCCUUGGGUCACCCAGACAAGGCCGACGGAGGGACCUUCGCCAGCUGGGCAGACCCGGGUCAGGAGCACAGACCCCGAGGAUGACCUAGGGAGCUGCUGGGAGUCAGCAGGCUCGUGUCCCUUCUGCGACCUCCUGCCUGGGCUCUCCCGGAUGACCCGAGUGCGCCCUGGCCAGCACCAGUGUGACUUUGGUGAGCUCAGAGGCAGCACAGUGGCCUGUGUCAGCCCAGGCUAGUGGGAGGUCAUUACCAAGGCCGGUCACACGCUGGACACUGCGGCCCCUCCUCCGUGGCCAGCUGCCACCUGGGGCAUGCUGGGACAGGCCAGGGCUCACCAUCGCCAGGCCGGCCCGUGUGGAGGGAAGUUGGAGGUUGCGGCCGACCCGGCUGAACAGACAAUGCUUGAGGAUGUGAAGGGCAGCUGCUUCUGGGGUCGAGAUCCAAACACAAGGACCCUACUUCUUCGCGCACCUCACUGACCGGGAGCCGUAUUUGGUGGAAGCAAGGAGACAUGUCAUAAAGUUGCUGUCGGGGGUCGAUUUGGAAACAGGAAGGACAGGGGGCUGCACACGGUCUGACUGGAGGAAGCAGCCUGCUCCCCGCGUCUGCUGGCUCCGUUCAGGGCGAAGAUGCUGGCCCGGCUGUGAGCCAGGGCGGGGCAGGCACCUGCUGGGUGCACAGGGGGACGCAUUGCAUGAAGACCCGAGCUCUGCCGCUCACGUGCCGCCCGCCCCACAUGGAGAACUUCCAGUACAGCGUCCAGCUGAGCGACCAGGACUGGGCUGAGUUCUCGGCCACUGCCGAGGAGUGUGGCCUCCUGCAGGCCGGCCUGGCCUCUGGGGACGAACCCCUGUCCAGUGACAUUGACCAAGGGGACAGCAGUGGCAGCAGCCCCCCCGGGCCCCAGGCCCUUCUCGGGGGGAGUGGCUGGCGUGGCUUCGAGGAGGAGGACCAGGCAGCCGCGCAGCAGCUGGUCAGCAGGUCUUGGCAAGAGCCUGUCCUGGCCCAGGGGGCCAGUCAGCAGAUGCCCAGCACGUCAGUGUGGUCAGAAGCCCGGCCACCCCUCAGCCCUGGCGCCACCUCUCCCGGCCAGAGCGCGCCCCUCCAAGGGCCAGUACCUUCCAGAGACGAGAUGCAGAGGCUUCUGCAGGGGCCGGCCCCCCGGGACCCUGCCCCUCGCCCCCCUGGCGAGGCUCCCCCGAGCCCCGGGUCCCCAGGCCGCAGCCCUCUGCCCCAGAGGCCCCCCGGCAGCCCUGGGGCCCAGCAGCGAAGCCCCAGCCGAAAGAAGAGGCGAGCCGCAGGUGCCAAGGGAGGUGGGCGCUCCAGUGCGGCAGGCUCCUCUCCCACCCUGCGGGGCUCCCCCAGGCUCUCCGAGGCCCGGCCCAAAGAGGGCCUCCGCCCCGCUGGGUCCCGGGGGAAGGAUCUCUCAGCUGGGGUGGGAGAGCAGACGGCAGGAGCCCAGCAGGACGAGCGGGGCCCAGAGUCUGCAGGAGCCCCUGAGCAGGUGGCCCAGCCAGGGCCAGGACUGGAUCUGUCUACACCUGUCCCCACUACUGAGCAAGGUACGAACCUACUCAGAAUGACUCCCGGAGCUGAGCUACACACUGUGUCCACACCUGCCCAGGGACCUUGUCCAGAUUUCUCCACAGCAAAGUCAGACACUGCGCCGUCUACACCUGUCUCCGAGCUUCGUCCUGACCCUGCUCCGUCUACACCUGCCUCUAAGCUUCAUCCUGACCCUGCUCCGUCUACACCUGCCUCCGAGCUUCGUCCUGACCCUGCUCCGUCCACACCUCCUAGGCUGGAUGAGGACCUGCCCCUGCUGGGCCCAGAGGUCAAGCCAGAGGUGGACUUCUCUAUCCCGGUCUCGGAGGCACAGUCUGAUGUGGGUGUGUCCACACCUGCUCCCACUCCCCAGGCUAGGCCUGACACGAUGGAGGCCAAGGUCGCCCCGUUGGCCAAGUUGGAUAUGAGCUCUGUUGUGUCUUCAGGGGGGCACCAAGAAAAGCCCGGAGGGGAGCCUUCAGCAGGUGGCCCUGGAUGCCCCUCUCAGGAGCCCCUCCCAGCUACCAGGAAGAAGAAAGUGCGGUUCUCUAUGGCUGUGCCCAGCCCGGAGGAGCCAGGACCGGAGGCCUCACGCCCCCCCUCGCCAGCCGCAGCCUGGCCCUCAGCCCCCAGGACGGCAGCGGGGGGCCGUGGGGGGCCUGGAGCUUGGGACGCAGUGGCAGUUGGGCCCCGGCUCCCCCAGCCUCGGAUCCUGAAGCACCUGCCCCCCCCCGCCUCUACCUCUGGGGCACUCGGGUACAGGAGUUGCUUUGCAGUGACGGUCCCAGAAGCCUACGAGUUCUUCUUCUGCGACACUAUUGAGGAGGAGGAUGAAGACGUUGAGGAGGAGGCAGAGGCCGGCGAGGCCACAGCCCAAGUCCAGUGGCCGGAAGUGUGUGAGUUCUUCUUCCGGGACAGUCGAGCCAAGAGAGCUGGGCACCGGGGGGGCCCUUCCCUGGCCUCACCCCCAGAAGCUGAUCCUGUGCCAAGCCCUGUUCCUGGAGACCCCAAGCCCAUCUCCAUUCCCGAGGCCUACGAGCACUUCCUUGGGGAGGACACGUUGGAGGGCGUGCUGGGGCCGGCUGCCCUUCUCCAGCUUCAGGCCGAAGAGGCCCCCACGCCGGCCCCCCGGGGAGGAGAGCCUGGCCCUGCAGCGGAGCCCGGCCCGGCUGCAGCGGAACAGCUCGACCUGGUGCUCAGGCAAGCAGGGGAGCUCCGAGGUCCCCUCACCCCCUUCACCUUCAGCCAGAAUGACAUGUGCCUGGUGUUUGUAGCCUUUGCCACCUGGGCUGUGAGGACAUCGGAUCUGCACGCCCCAGACGCCUGGAAGACAGUCUUGCUGGCGAACAUCGGUACCAUCUCCGCCAUCCGCUACUUCCGACGGCAGGUGUGGCGGGAGCGCCGCAGCCCCAGCCCCAGCCCCAGCCCCAGCCCCGGCCCCAGCUCCUAGGACCCAGGGUUGCCCACG